Dryobates pubescens (Downy woodpecker) is the source of this 7303-nucleotide messenger RNA. It is a transcript of the gene SPTB, whose product is annotated as spectrin beta, erythrocytic. NCBI's taxonomy places the organism in Eukaryota, Metazoa, Chordata, Aves, Piciformes, Picidae. Gene Ontology annotation, cellular component: plasma membrane; spectrin; cell junction. The record is from RefSeq and is a predicted model, not a curated record. Gene Ontology annotation, biological process: actin cytoskeleton organization. The transcript has 36 exons. Gene Ontology annotation, molecular function: structural constituent of cytoskeleton; phospholipid binding; actin filament binding. Bases 177 to 7145 code for a protein of 2322 amino acids.
CGCCCAGAUAAUGUUAUUUAUAUCCCGGGACAGGGCGGUUGCGCUCCCCCCGCCCCGCUCCGGUCCCGGCUCCGGUCCCGGGCCCGUUGCCGUUACCGUUAUUCCACCCGCAGCCCCGUGCAGGGGCUCCUUCCCGCUAGCCAAGGGCCACCCGGCCGGGGGACACCGUGGGGACCAUGACCUCGGCCAACGACUACGAGCAGCUGGAGCUGCAGCAGCCCUACAGCCGCAUCAACGUGCGCUGGGACGCCUCCGACGAUGAGCUGGACAACGACAACAGCUCCGCGCGGCUCUUCGAGCGCUCCCGCAUCAAAGCCCUGGCAGAUGAGCGGGAGGCGGUGCAGAAGAAAACCUUCACCAAGUGGGUGAACUCGCACCUGGCUCGUGUCACCUGCCGCAUCUCGGACCUCUACAUGGACCUUCGGGAUGGGAGGGUGCUCAUCAAGCUGCUGGAGGUGUUGUCAGGAGAACUUCUGCCCAAGCCCACCAAGGGCCGGAUGCGGAUCCACUGCCUGGAGAACGUGGACAAGGCGCUGCAGUUCCUGAAGGAGCAGAGGGUGCACCUGGAGAACAUGGGCUCGCACGACAUCGUGGAUGGCAACCACCGCCUCGUCCUCGGCCUCAUCUGGACCAUCAUCCUCCGCUUCCAGAUCCAGGACAUCAUCGUGCAGACGCAGGAGGGCCAGGAGACGCGCUCCGCCCGCGACGCGCUGCUGCUCUGGUGCCAGAUGAAGACAGCAGGGUACCCCCACGUGAACGUCACCAACUUCACCUCAAGUUGGAAGGACGGGCUGGCCUUCAAUGCCCUCAUCCACAGGCACAGGCCUGAGCUGGUUGACUUCCACAACCUGACCAAAUCCAACGCCCGGCACAACCUGGAGCACGCGUUCAGCGUGGCAGAGCGGCACUUGGGCAUCACCCCACUCCUUGACCCCGAAGAUGUGUUCACGGAGAACCCUGAUGAGAAGUCCAUCAUCACCUACGUGGUGGCCUUCUACCACUACUUCUCCAAGAUGAAGGCGCUGGAGGUGGAAGGCAGGCGCCUGGGCAAGGUCAUCGAGCACGCCAAGGAGACAGAGAGGAUGAUUGAGGGCUAUGGGGGGUUGGCCUCUGAGCUGCUGACCUGGAUCGAGCAGACCAUCGCCUCCCUCAACAGCCGCAGCUUCGCCAACUCGCUGGCCGGGGUGCAGCACCAGCUCCAAGCCUUCAGCACCUACCGCACGGUGGAGAAGCCCCCCAAGUUUCAGGAGAAGGGCAACCUGGAGGUGCUGCUCUUCACCAUCCAGUCCCGGAUGAGGGCCAACAACCAGCGCGUCUACACCCCGCACGAGGGCCGGCUGGUCUCCGACAUCAACCGGGCCUGGGAGCAGCUGGAGAAAGCGGAGCACGAGCGGGAGCUGGCGCUGCGCAACGAGCUGAUCCGGCAGGAGAAGCUGGAGCAGCUGGCGCGGCGCUUUGACCGCAAGGCGGCCAUGAGGGAAGCCUGGCUGAGCGAGAACCAGCGGCUGGUGGCCCAGGACAACUUCGGGCAGGACCUGUCGGCGGUGGAGGCGGCCAAGAAGAAGCACGAGGCCAUCGAGACGGACACGGCGGCCUACAAGGAGCGGGUGCAGGCCAUCGUGGCCGUGGCCAGGGAGCUGGAGCUGGAGGGCUACCACGACGUCCAGCGCAUCAACGGGCGCAAGGACAACAUCCUGCGGCUCUGGGAGCAGCUCCUGGAGCUGCUGGCCGCUCGCCGCCAGCGCCUGGAGAUGAACCUGGCCCUGCAGCACCUCUUCCAGGAGAUGCUGCACAGCAUCGAUUGGAUGGACGAGGUCAAGGUGCAAUUGGCAUCACCUGAAUCCGGGAAGCACCUUCUGGAAGCGGAGGAGCUGCUGCAGACCCACCGGCUGCUGGAGCGUGACAUGGCCCUCCACGCCGAGAGGACACGAGCCAUCAGCGCCGCUGCCCUGCGCUUCGCCGACACCGAGGGCUACCGUCCUUGUGACCCCAAAGUCAUCCGAGACCGUGUGAGCCACCUCGAGCUGUGCCGCCGGGAGCUGCAGGCGCUGGCAGCCCGGAGGAGAGCUUUGCUGGAGCAAUCCCGAUCCCUCUGGACCUGCCUGUGGGAGCUGGACGAAGCUGAGAGCUGGAUCAAGGAGCAGGAGCAGCUCUACUCCUCCUUGGACUUUGGGAAGGACCUACCAAGCGUCUUGCUGCUCCAGCGCCGCCACGCUGCCUUUGAAGCCGAGCUGCAGAGCCGGGGUGCCCGCUUGGAGCAGGCGCUGGCCACGGGCGAGGGGCUGGCGGCGGUGGGGCUGGCAACCGGGCAGCUGCGGGAGCGGGGGGCGGCGGUGAGGGCGUUGUGGGGACAACUGGAGGAACGGGCUGCGUCCCGCCGACAUGGCUUGAAGAAAGCCGAGAGCUUCUUCCAGUUCCAGGUGGAAGCAGAGGAGCUGGCAGAGGGGCUGCAGGAUGCCCGCCGGAGAGCGGGCAGUGAGGAGCUGGGGCAGGAUGAAUCCCAUACCCGUGUCCUGCUGAGGCAGCACCGGGAGCUGCUGGAGGAGCUGGGGGCAGCUCAGGAGCAGCUGGAGAAGCUGGCCCAACAAGCUGAGGGCUUCCCACCGGAGCUGCGUGCCGGCCCCGAGGCGCAGAACCGGCUGCUGGCCCUCCGGCAGCUGUACGCCGAGGUGGCCGCCAUGGCCGAGCGGCGUGGCCGGCAGCUGCAGGACGCCCUUGACCUCUACACUGUGUUUGGGGAGAGCGACGCUUGUCACCUCUGGAUGGGCUCCAAGGAGACCUGGCUGCGACAGCUGGAGGUCCCCCAGGCGCUGGAGGAUCUGGAUGUAGCACAGCACAGGUUGGAUGGGUUGGAGCAGGAGAUGGCCACCAUGGCUUCCCAGGUUGCCACCAUCAACCAGGCAGCCGACGGGCUGGUGGCAAGCAGACAUCCCCGCAGCCCCCAGGUCCAGCAGUGCCGGGAGGAGCUCAACAAGAGGUGGGACCAGUUCAAGGAGCUGGUUUCACAGCGUCGCCGGGCGGUGGGCUCGGCCUUGAGGCUCCUCAACUACCGUCUGGAGAGCGAGGAGACCCGGCAGUGGCUGAAGAGCAAAGUCCAAGUGGUGGAGGCCACCGCCGAGCUGGGCCGGGACCUGGCCGGCAUCUUGGCCACCCAACGCAAGCUCUAUGGCAUCGAGCGGGAGCUGGAGGCCACCAAAGACCGUCUGGCCACCCUGCGCUCCCAAGCUGAGCAGGUGGCUGAGGAACGGCCAGAGGUGGCCAGAGAAGCGACCGAGCGGCUGGAGGCGGCGGUGGCCGCCUGGGAGGAGCUCCAGGGGGCCCUGGGGGAACGAGCGGCUUCCCUGGGGGAAGUUGGGCAGCUCCGGAGCUUCCUGCAGGACCUGGACAACUUCCAAGCUUGGCUCUUCGGAGCUCAGAAAGCCGUGGCGGCCACCGACGAGGUGCCGGCUUCUUUGGCCGAGGCGGAGGAGAUGCUGCAGCGGCACGAGGCUGCCCGGCGGGACGUGGAGGAGCACGCUGAUGCCUUCACUGCCUUGGUGGCAGCUGGGGAGAGGGUCCUGGGAGAGCAGGAGGACCCUGAGUAUGAGGUGCUGCGGCAGCGCCUGGGCGGCGUGGAAGCCGGGUGGGCUGCCCUGGCCAAGAUGGCAGAUGUCCGUCACCGCUUCCUGGUUCAGUGCCGGGACUUCCAGGCGUUCCUCCGGGAUGCCAAGCAGGUGGAGAUCCUCCUCACCAACCAGGAGUACACCUUGGCCCACCUGGAGCUGCCCACCACGCCAGAGGGCUCGGCUGCCGCCCUGCGCCGCUUCCAGGACUUCCGUGCCGGCAUGGAGAGCGGCACUGAGAAGGUCCCCGAGGUGGUGGCUGGCGGCACCAAGCUGGUGGCUGAGGGGAACAUCUUUGCCGAGAAGAUCACGGAGAAGUGCCAGGCUCUCCAGCAGCGGCACGGAGCUGUCGUGGCCAAGGCAGAGGAAGCAGCAGGUUUGCUGCAGGACAACCACGAGCUGCAGACCUUCCUGCAGAGCUGCCGGGAGCUCGACGCCUGGGUGGAGGACAAGAUGCUGACCCUGCAGGACGUCUCCUACGGCGGUGCCCGUGGCCUCCACGGCAAGUGGCAGAAGCACCAAGCCUUCAUGGCCGAGCUGGCACCCACCCAGGGCUGGCUGGAGAAGAUCGAGACGGAGGGGCAGGAGCUGGCGAGCCGGAAGCCGCAGCACGGCCAGGCGGUGAGGCAGCGGCUGUCGGAGCUCCGCGGGCGCUGGGAUGGGAUGCGCCGGGCGGCCGAGGAGAAGGGACAGAAGCUGUUCGAGGCCAGCCGAGCCGAGCUCUACGCCCGGAGCUGUGGAGAGCUGGAGAGCUUGCUGGGACGGGCGGAGGAGGAGCUGCGUGCCACCGAGCAAGCCAAGGACCUCAGCGCCACCAACCUGCUGCUGAAGAGGUUGACGAGACUGGAAGAGCAAGUGAGAACGUGGAUGAAGGAGUUGGAGGAGCUGGAGAGUCAGGCACCCCCAGCUGCUGGGGAUGUGCCAGACGCUGAAGGACAGGAGCAGAGGCUCCGGCAGCGAUUCCUUGAGCUGCUGGAGCCACUGGAGAGGAGGAGGAAGGAGCUGGAGAACGCCAAAGCUGUGUACCAGCUUGAGAGGGAUCUGGAGGAUGAGGUGCUCUGGGUACAGGAAAGGCUGCCCCUGGCAAGGUCAACGGAGCAUGGCACCGACCUCCCAAGUGUGCAACGCUUGACCAAGAGGAACGAGACGCUGCAGAAGGAGCUGGCAGGUCAUGCCCCACGCCUGACUGAGGUGCUGAGCCGGGGAGAGGAGGUGGUUGGUGGUGACCAGGCAAGGCCAGAGCUGGUGAAGAAGGUGCAGGAGCUGCAGGAGCUGUGGGAGGCCCUGCGGGCAGAGGCGGCUGCCCGGCAGCGGCGGCUGAGGGAGGCUGGCGAGGCUCAGCAGUACUACCAGGAUGCCAGCGAGGCCGAGGCCUGGGUCAGCGAGCAGGAGCUCUUCAUGGGAGCUGAGGAGAAGCCAAAGGACGAGGAGAGCGGCUCGGUGAUGCUGAAGAGACACAUCCGGCAGCAGAGGUCCAUCGAGGACUACGGCCAGACCAUCAAGGAGCUGGCAGGGAGGGCUCAGCAGCUGCUCUCUGCCGGCCACCCUGAGGGGGAGCAGAUCAUCCGGCUGCAGGGCCAGGUGGACAAGCACUACGCGGGGCUGAAGGAGGCGGCCGAGGAGCGCCGCCGGCGCCUGGAGCACAUGUCCCGCCUCUUCCAGCUGAAGCGGGAGGUGGAAGACCUGGAGCAGUGGAUUGCCGAGCGCGAUGUGGUCGCCUCCUCCCAGGAGAUGGGGCAGGAUCUGGAUCACGUCACGCUGUUGAGGGAGAAGUUCCGGGAGUUCGCCCGGGAGACAGGCAGCGUGGGGCAGGAGCGCGUGGACCGCGUCAACCUCACCAUCGAGGACCUGAUCGAUGCAGGGCAUUCGGAGGCAGCCACCAUGGCUGAGUGGAAGGAUGGCCUGAACGAGAGCUGGGCUGACCUCCUGGAGCUCAUAGACACCCGCAUGCAGCUCCUCGCUGCCUCCCAUGACCUCCACAAGUACUUCUACGAUGGCACCGAGCUCCUGGCCCUCAUCGCUGCCCGGCGCCAGGAGCUGCCCCAGGACCUGGGCGAGGACGUUGGCACGGUGGAGGCUUUCCACCGCAUGCACAGCGCCUUUGAGAGGGACCUGCAGCUGCUGGAGACACAGGUCCAGCAGUUUCGGGACACGGCCUCACGGCUGCAGACUGCCUACGCCGGGGAGAAGGCAGCUGGCAUCCAGGAGCAGGAGCAGGAGGUGGCCCGAGCCCUGCGAGAGCUGCUGGAGGCGUGCAGCGGGCGGCGGGCACGGCUGGUGGACACGGCUGACAGGCAUCGCUUCUUCAGCAUGGCGCGGGACCUGCUCUCCUGGAUGGAGAGCACCGUGCGGCAGAUCGAGACGCAGGAGAAACCCAGGGAUGUCUCCUCAGUGGAGCUGCUCAUGAAGUACCACCAAGGCAUCAGAGCGGAGGUGGAUGCCCGGGGCAAGAACUUCACCACCUGCAUCGAGCUGGGCAAGAAGCUGCUGCAGCGCAAGCACCAGGACUCGCCUGAGAUCAAGGAGAAGCUGGUGGAGGUGGUGGAGAAGAGGAAAGCCAUGAUGGAAACGUGGGAGCAGCGAUGGGAGAGGCUGCGGCUCCUACUGGAGGUGUGCCAGUUCUCCCGGGACGCUUCGGUGGCCGAGUCGUGGCUGAUGGCUCAGGAGCCCUACCUGGCCAGCAGCGACUACGGGCAGACGGUGGACGCGGUGGAGAAGCUCCUCAAGCGGCACGAGGCCUUCGAGAAGUCCUCAGCCACCUGGGAGGAGCGCAUCGCCGCCCUGAGGAAGCUGACCACGUUGGAGCUCCUGGACGGGCGGACGCCGCGCGAGGGGGCGGCACAGGAGGGGGUGACGCGCGCCCAGGGCCCUGACUACCGCCUGGAGCUGGAUGGGGAGCUGGAGGCCAGGUCUGACGAGGAGGAGGAGGAGAAGAGGAAGGACACAAGCACGCAAGAUACCUCUCCGCCCACCACCGAUGGACUAGAGCCGCUGGCACGGACGGUGGGCAACGAGAAGCUGGUGUCACCGAGCCCGAGGCCACCCCGGGACGAGCUGGAGGAACCGGCCACGCUGCCAGCCCGCACCUGCAACGUCCAGCUCGAAGGCUACCUCGGCCGCAAGCACGACCUGGAAGCGGCCACCAAGCGGGCAUCCAACCGGUCGUGGAGCACCAGGUACUGCGUGCUGAGGGGGGGCCAGUUGGCCUUCUUCAAGGAUGCCAAGAGCCGGGCACUGGGCUUGCCGUGCCACGGCGAGGAGCCCCUGGGGCUGCGGGAUGCCCUCUGCGAGGUGGCAGCCGGCUACAAGAAGAAGAAGCAUGUCUUCAAACUCAGGCUCAGCAACGGCAGCGAGUGGCUCUUCCACGGCAAGGAUGAGGAGGAGCUCCACGCUUGGCUGCAGGGACUGAGCGCUGCCAUCAGCGAGUGCCAGGGCAGCUGGGGCAAGGCCCAGAGCUUACCCUUGACCUUGGCACCUCCGGAACACCCCCUGCCCCGGAAGGACAAAGAGAAACGGUUCAGCUUCUUCCCAAAAAAGAAAUAACCCCCAUGAGGGGACCUGACCCACGUGGGCACCGACCCGUCCCGCGUGGGCACCGACCCGUCCCGCGUGGGCACCGACCCGUCCCGCGUGUGCCACGCCACCCCUGUGACCUCCACCUCCAGCUGGGUCUCCAGGGGUAGGAGGAGGAACCUGGCCAC